Suillus discolor is the source of this 1327-nucleotide messenger RNA. RefSeq names its product chaperonin 10-like protein. The record is from RefSeq and is a predicted model, not a curated record. The transcript has 3 exons. NCBI's taxonomy places the organism in Eukaryota, Fungi, Basidiomycota, Agaricomycetes, Boletales, Suillaceae. Gene Ontology annotation, biological process: alcohol metabolic process. Gene Ontology annotation, molecular function: alcohol dehydrogenase (NADP+) activity; zinc ion binding. Bases 207 to 1208 code for a protein of 333 amino acids.
UAUACAUCUCCUUGUGUUUAGCAUGUCUUUGAUGAUCCAUGUUAUUACGAUGGCUACGUGCACAGGGUCCGGAUAACAAAUCCCAAUGCUUCUUUGAGCUCCCACCCCAUGUUGAGGGAGCUUCCCAUUGAUAUAAAAGGUCUGGCCUUCAAUUAUGUAUUUGCAUAGUGCUUGGCAUCCAUUUCUCCCUACGGACAGCGACUAAAAUGACCGGAAUUGACUUCACCGUCUUCAAAGGUUCCCCCACCGGAAAGAUAGUUGAGUCAAAGACUCACAAAGAAAGCCUCAAACCAGAUGAGGUACUACUCAAAAUCACUCAUGCUGGCCUGUGCGGUACAGACCAACAUUACAAGACAGAGGACAUGGUCCUCGGCCAUGAAGGCGUCGGCGUGGUGCAGCAGGUCGGAUCGCAAGUCACCGCAUUCAAAGUUGGCGAUCGUGCUGGCUGGGGAUUCCUCCACAAUACGUGUGGGCACUGUGAUGAAUGCCUCAACGCGAACGAGUUUUUUUGCCCUGAGAGGGCCACUUAUGCACACUCCAACACUGACCAAGGUGCAUUCGCUUCCCAUGCGGUGUGGAAGGCAGCUUUCCUCUUCCAUAUUCCCGAUGCUAUCAGUUCCUCUGACGCGGCGCCAUUGAUGUGUGCCGGAGCAACGAUAUUCAACGCGAUGUAUUCGUAUAACGUCCGACCUGCAGACCGAGUGGGAAUUAUAGGUGUCGGUGGUCUUGGUCACAUUGCCAUCCAAUUUGCAGCGAAAAUGGGGUGCGAGGUUGUAGUUUUCUCUGGAAGCGAUCAUAAGAGGGAAGAGGCGAGGAGUUUGGGUGCAAAGGAGUUUUAUACGAGAAAUGCGAACAAACAUGAAACCGGGAAGCCAAUUAAGCACCUAUUCGUUACAACUUCGCAUCUCCCUGAUUGGAAUCUCUUCCUCUCGGUUCUGGCGCCCAACGCUACUAUUUAUCCUAUCACCGUAUCUCAUGGGGAUUUGGUCAUCCCCUAUACACCUAUCAUUUCAAAGGGGUUGACAAUACAGGGAAUCUUUUGUGCAUCGCGUGGUGUCCAAGUCAAGAUGCUAAGAUUUGCGGCUAUCCACGGCAUCAAACCCAUCACUCAAGAGUUCCCACUGACGGUCGAGGGAAUUGAAGAAGCUAUGGCUAAACUCGACAGAGGAGAGAUCAGAUAUCGAGCGGUACUGGUGGCGGGGAGAUAGGGUGAGAUCCGGAUAGAAGUAACAAAGUAUUUGUAUUAUCAUCACAAACGCACCAGAGUAUUACUGAACGAAGGACUUAACAAAUAUGUGUCUUCGAGUACCACCAGAGAUAUUACUCA